UGUAUGACUAUGGUGGCUGGAGUCUUUGACAAUUUUUGGGCCCUUCCUCUCACACCGCCUGGCAUGGCAGGAAGCUUGGCCCCGGUGAUAUACUGGGCCAUACACACUACCCUCUGUAGUGCCUUGCGGUCGGAAGCCGAACAGUUGCCAUACAAGGCGGUGACGCAACCCGACAGGAUGCUGUCGAUGGUGUAGCUGUAAAACCUUUUGAGGAUCUGAGGUUGUUUGUGACAAAAAAAAAUCUUGCAGGGCAACAUAACAGCCGUGGUAGUCAAAAAUAAUGACCUGCCCUGCAUUUUUAUACAUAUACCCUAAACAUGAUGUUAAUUUCUUAACUCAGGAACCACACCUAUGUUAGGGAAGCAGACUCUUUGGUCCGUUAAAAAAAAAAACUAUGUAAAAUAUUGUUGUGCUGAAGCUUGGAAAAUAAGUAAAUGUGACUCUAGAUGACAACUUAAUUAUAUUUGUUUCCAUCAUUUCCCGAAGUGAAAUCCGCUUCGUGUUUUUGUUUCCUUGCCGUCAUACUAACGAGUAUCGCGAUACUGGUAUUGUCCCGGACCUACUGUGUUGACGCACCUGCUUUCAAUAUACCUGGAUAUCUAGCUAUAUUACUUAGCAUGUUUUCCUUUUGGCGCUAACCUACAUGUGUGCAUUCAUCAUAAUAACUACAUCUGAGCCAGAUGCGUCUUCUUGCUGCUGAGCCUUCUUCUUCGUGGCUUCUUAACACUGGACCAGCUCAGCACAUAUCAAAGCUGCAGGCUAAAGUUCAAUCUAGACUUGGUUUCCUCUAUCGUAAUCGCUCCUCUUUCACCCCAGCUGCCAAACUAACCCUGAUUCAGAUGACCAUCCUACCCAAGUUAGAUUACGGAGACAUAAUUUAUAGAUCGGCAGACACAAUCCAAGAUGGCAAACACCAGAAGAGAAGCUGUACUCCUGUCCAGGAUGAAACAUCCCAGCAUAGUGGCCUUCAGGGACUCUUUUGAAGGUGACGGCCUCCUCUACAUAGUAAUGGAGUUCUGUGGUGGUGGAGACCUACUCCAGAAGAUACAGCAACAGAAAAACACGCUGUUCUCACAGGAUACAAUUCUGAAGUGGUUUGCUCAGAUGUGUUCUGGUACGAUGUACAUCCAUGACAAACGGGUCUUACACAGGGAUCUCAAGUCCAAGAAUAUCUUCCUGACAGACAACGGGACGGUGAAACUGGGUGACUUUGGCUCAGCCUGUGUUCUAAACAGUGCGAAGGCCUAUGCUCACACGUACGUUGGAACGCCUUACUAUGUCUCGCCAGAGAUCUGGGACAGUAAGCCGUACAACAAUAAGAGUGACGUGUGGUCUCUCGGCUGUGUCCUCUACGAGCUCUGCACCCUGCGACACCCGUUUCAGGCUCCUAGUUGGAAGAGUCUGAUCAUGAAGGUGUGCCGUGGUUCCUACCCUCCUCUUCCUCAACAUCUGCCCUAUGAGCUGCACUACCUGGUCAAACAAAUGUUCAAGACCAACCCCAAAGACCGGCCGUCCCUCCACACCAUCCUCACGUCUCACCGCGUGGCCAGUCUCCUGCACAGACACCUGCCCAACAAGGUACUACAUGAGUCGGAGAGGAGAACAGGGAGAUGGAGGAGAGAGGAGGGGGAGAAGGUCGCCUCACUCCUGGGGCAGAAGACCCUCAUGACAGGCUCUACCCUGGAGGGUCUGGAGUCCCGUGUGGUCCCUGCUGAGGCCCCUGCUGAGUGCAGCACCAGUAGAGAGCAGCGUGGCCCUCGUAGACAGUGGGCCCCAGGCCCCUCAGACACAGCUCUACAGGUGUUGGCUAACACAGACCUCAUCUCCUCUGGAAGUCUGGCAACUACAGGCCAGACACAUUCAGAUAACAGAGAGCGGAAACGAUGGGACAGGAGUCCACCAGAGAAGCUACUCAGAUUGCUCGAGAAAGCCCAGCUCAGCACUGCUUUCAAAACCUACUCCAUACACACAGAAGGUGAAGACCCUCUGGUAGGUCCCCUGUCCCGGGGAGGAAGGGACGACACAGACGGACCGACAGCGGGACAAACCGAGGACGAAGAAAGGCUGCAACCACGCUCUGAUGACGAGGAUACAGACUUUGAAGAGGACUGUCCCUGUGACUGGAUGGAUGAACUAGAGCAGAUGUCUAUGGACCAAUGAUGUUACCUAGCGGUCUGCCUACCUAGUGGUCUGCCUACCUAGCGGUCUGCCUACCUAGCGGUCUGCCUACCUAGCGGUCUGCCAAGCUAGCGGUCUGCCAAGCUAGCGGUCUGCCAAGCUAGCGGUCUGUCAAGCUAGCGGUCUGCCAAGCUAGCGGUCUGCCAAGCUAGCGGUCUGCCAAGCUAGCGGUCUGCCAAGCUAGCGGUCUGCCAAGCUAGCGGUCUGCCAAGCUAGCUAUGUCCACUACAGUAGUCUACGGUGCCUUGGGAAACUUUUCAGACACCUUUGACUUAUUCCACAUGUUGUUACAUUAAAGCUUUGUUCUAAAAUUGAUUAAAUCGUUUUUUCCCCCUCAUCAAUCUUAACACAAUACUCCAUAAUGACAAAGCAAAAACAGUUUUUUAGACAUUUACAUAAAUAUUCAGACCCUUUACUCAGUACUUUGUUGAAGCACCUUUGGCAGCGAUUACAGCCUUGAGUCUUCUUGGGUAUGACGCUACAAUCUUGGCACACCUGUAUUUGGAGAGUUUCUUCCAUUCUUCUCUGCAGAUCCUCUCAAGCUCUGUCAGGUUGGAGCGUCGAUGCACAGCUAUUUUCAGGUCUCUCCAGAGGUGUUCGAUCUUGUUCAAGUCCGGGCUCUGGCUGGGCCACUCAAGGACAUUCAGAGACGUGCCACUCCUGCAUUGUCUUGGUUGUGUGCUUAGGGUCGUUGUCCUGUUGGAAGGUGAACCUCCGCCCCAGUCUGAGGUCCUGAGCGCUCUGGAGCAGGUUUUCAUCAAGGAUCUCUCUGUACUUUGCUCCGUUCAUCUUUGCCUCGAUCCUGACUAUUCUCCCAGUCCCUGCCGCUGAAAAACAUCCUCACAGCAUGAUGCUGCCACCACCAUGCUUCACCGUAGGGAUGGUGCCAGGUUCCUCCAGACGUGACGCUUGGGAUUCAGGACAAAGAGUUCAAUCUUGGUUUCAUCAGACCAGAGAAUCUUGUUUCUCAUGGUCUGCGAGUCUUUAGGUGCCUUUUGGCAAACUCCAAGCAGGCUGUCAUGUGCCUUUUACUGAGGAGUGGCUUCUGUCUGGCCACUCUACCAUAAAGGCCUGCUUGGUGGAGUGCUGCAGAGAUGGUUGUCCUUCUGGAAUGUUCUCCCAUCUCCACAGAGGAACUCUGGAGCUCUGUCAGAAUGACCAUUGGGUUCUUGGUCACCUCCCUGACCAAGGCCCUUCUCCCCAGAUUGCUCAGUUUGGCCGGGCGGCCAGCUCUAGGAAGAGUCUUGGUGGUUCCAAACUUCUUCCAUUUAAGAAUGAUGGAGGCCACUUUGUUCUUGGGGACCUUCAAUGCUGCAGAAAUGUUUUGGUACCCUUCCCCAGAUCUGUGCCUCGACACAAUCCUGUCUCGGAGCUCUACGGACAAUUCCUUUUAACCUCAUGGCUUGGUUUUUGCUCUGACAUGCACUUGUCAACUGUGGGACCUUAUAUAGACAGGUGUGUGCCUUUCCAAAUCAUGUCCAAUCAAUUGAAUUUACCACAGAUGGACUCCAAUCAAGUUGUAGAAACAUCUUAAAGGAUGAUUAAAAUAAAAUUGUAUUUGUCACAUGCACUGAAUGCAACAGGUAUAGACCUUACAUUGAAAUGCUUUCAAUGGAAACAGGAUAAACCUGAGCUCAAUUUUGAGUAUCAUAGCAAAGGGGUCUGAAUACUUAUGUAAAUUAGGUGCUUCUGUUUGUUGUUGUUUUUAUACAUUUGCAAACAUUUCUAAAAACCUGUUUUCACUUUUAUCAUUAUGGGGUAUUGUGAUGUCAUUAUGGGGUAUUGUGAUGUCAUUAUGGGGUAUUGUGAUGUCAUUAUGGGGUAUUGUGAUGUCAUUAUGGGGUAUUGUGUGUAGAUUGAUUUAAAACAUUUUAGAAUAAGGCUGUAACGUAACAACAUGUGGAAAAAGUCAAGGGGUCCUAAUAAGGCACUGUCUGUCCACUACACUAGUCUGUCCACUAUGUCCACUACACUAGUAUGUCCACUACACUAGUCUGUCCACUAUGUCCACUACACUAGUCUGUCCACUACAACAGUCUGUCCACUACAACAGUCUGUCCACUACACUAGUCUGUCCACUACACUAGUCUGUCCACUACACUAGUCUGUCCACUACACUAGUCUGUCCACUACAGCAGUCUGUCCACUACACUAGUCUGUCCACUACAGCAGUCUGUCCACUACACUAGUCUGUCCACUAUGUCCACUACACUAGUCUGUCCACUACACUAGUCUGUCCACUACACUAGUCUGUCCACUACACUAGUCUGUCCACUACAACAGUCUGUCCACUACACUAGUCUGUCCACUACACUAGUCUGUCCACUACACUAGUCUGUCCACUACACUAGUCUGUCCACUACACUAGUCUGUCCACUACAGCAGUCUGUCCACUACACUAGUCUGUCCACUACACUAGUCUGUCCACUACACUAGUCUGUCCACUACACUAGUCUGUCCACUACACUAGUCUGUCCACUACAGCAGUCUGUCCACUACACUAGUCUGUCCACUACACUAGUCUGUCCACUACACUAGUCUGUCCACUACACUAGUCUGUCCACUACACUAGUCUGUCCACUACACUAGUCUGUCCACUACAACAGUCUGUCCACUACAACAGUCUGUCCACUACACUAGUCUGUCCACUACACUAGUCUGUCCACUACACUAGUCUGUCCACUACACUAGUCUGUCCACUACACUAGUCUGUCCACUACACUAGUCUGUCCACUACACUAGUCUGUCCACUACACUAGUCUGUCCACUACACUAGUCUGUCCACUACACUAGUCUGUCCACUACACUAGUCUGUCCACUACAGCAGUCUGUCCACUACACUAGUCUGUCCACUACAGCAGUCUGUCCACUACAACAGUCUGUCCACUACACUAGUCUGUCCACUAUGUCCACUACACUAGUCUGUCCACUAUGUCCACUACACUAGUCUGUCCACUACACUAGUCUGUCCACUACAGCAGUCUGUCCACUACACUAGUCUGUCCACUACACUAGUCUGUCCACUACACUAGUCUGUCCACUACACUAGUCUGUCCACUACACUAGUCUGUCCACUACACUAGUCUGUCCACUACACUAGUCUGUCCACUAUGUCCACUACACUAGUCUGUCCACUAUGUCCACUACACUAGUCUGUCCACUACACUAGUCUGUCCACUACACUAGUCUGUCCACUACACUAGUCUGUCCACUACACUAGUCUGUCCACUACACUAGUCUGUCCACUACACUAGUCUGUCCACUACAACAGUCUGUCCACUACAACAGUCUGUCCACUACACUAGUCUGUCCACUAUGUCCACUACACUAGUCUGUCCACUACACUAGUCUGUCCACUACACUAGUCUGUCCACUACAACAGUCUGUCCACUACAACAGUCUGUCCACUACAACAGUCUGUCCACUACACUAGUCUGUCCACUACACUAGUCUGUCCACUACACUAGUCUGUCCACUAUGUCCACUACACUAGUCUGUCCACUACACUAGUCUGUCCACUACACUAGUCUGUCCACUACACUAGUCUGUCCACUACACUAGUCUGUCCACUACACUAGUCUGUCCACUAUGUCCACUACACUAGUCUGUCCACUACACUAGUCUGUCCACUACAGCAGUCUGUCCACUACACUAGUCUGUCCACUACACUAGUCUGUCCACUAUGUCCACUACACUAGUCUGUCCACUACAGCAGUAUGUCCACUACACUAGUCUGUCCACUAUGUCCACUACACUAGUCUGUCCACUACACUAGUCUGUCCACUACACUAGUCUGUCCACUACACUAGUCUGUCCACUACAACAGUCUGUCCACUACACUAGUCUGUCCACUACAGCAGUCUGUCCACUACACUAGUCUGUCCACUACACUAGUCUGUCCACUACACUAGUCUGUCCACUACACUAGUCUGUCCACUACACUAGUCUGUCCACUACACUAGUCUGUCCACUACACUAGUCUGUCCACUACACUAGUCUGUCCACUACAGCAGUCUGUCCACUACAGCAGUCUGUCCACUACACUAGUCUGUCCACUAUGUCCACUACACUAGUCUGUCCACUACACUAGUCUGUCCACUACACUAGUCUGUCCACUACACUAGUCUGUCCACUACACUAGUCUGUCCACUACAGCAGUCUGUCCACUACAACAGUCUGUCCACUAUGUCCACUACACUAGUCUGUCCACUACACUAGUCUGUCCACUACAGCAGUCUGUCCACUACACUAGUCUGUCCACUACAGCAGUCUGUCCACUACAGCAGUCUGUCCACUACAGCAGUCUGUCCACUACAGCAGUCUGUCCACUACACUAGUCUGUCCACUAUGUCCACUACACUAGUCUGUCCACUACACUAGUCUGUCCACUACAACAGUCUGUCCACUACAACAGUCUGUCCACUACAACAGUCUGUCCACUACACUAGUCUGUCCACUACACUAGUCUGUCCACUACACUAGUCUGUCCACUACACUAGUCUGUCCACUACACUAGUCUGUCCACUACAGCAGUCUGUCCACUACACUAGUCUGUCCACUACAGCAGUCUGUCCACUACACUAGUCUGUCCACUAUGUCCACUACACUAGUCUGUCCACUACACUAGUCUGUCCACUACACUAGUCUGUCCACUACAGCAGUCUGUCCACUACACUAGUCUGUCCACUACACUAGUCUGUCCACUACACUAGUCUGUCCACUACACUAGUCUGUCCACUACACUAGUCUGUCCACUACAACAGUCUGUCCACUACAACAGUCUGUCCACUACACUAGUCUGUCCACUACACUAGUCUGUCCACUACACUAGUCUGUCCACUACACUAGUCUGUCCACUACACUAGUCUGUCCACUACACUAGUCUGUCCACUACAGCAGUCUGUCCACUACACUAGUCUGUCCACUACAGCAGUCUGUCCACUACACUAGUCUGUCCACUAUGUCCACUACACUAGUCUGUCCACUACACUAGUCUGUCCACUACACUAGUCUGUCCACUACACUAGUCUGUCCACUACAACAGUCUGUCCACUACAACAGUCUGUCCACUACAACAGUCUGUCCACUACACUAGUCUGUCCACUACACUAGUCUGUCCACUACAGCAGUCUGUCCACUACACUAGUCUGUCCACUACACUAGUCUGUCCACUACACUAGUCUGUCCACUACACUAGUCUGUCCACUACACUAGUCUGUCCACUACACUAGUCUGUCCACUACACUAGUCUGUCCACUACACUAGUCUGUCCACUACACUAGUCUGUCCACUACACUAGGCUGUCCACUACACUAGGCUGUCCACUACACUAGGCUAUGUCCAUACUGUAUAUCUUACGAUCCAGAUCAGGGCUCUCCAACCCUGGUCCCUCUUGUAGGUUUUUUCUCCAACUCCAGCUUAUCAACCAGUUAAUCAUUAGAUUCGGGGGGGUUCGAUAACCUACAGGACAGUAUUUCUCCAGGAACAGGGUUGGAGAGACCUGAUCCAGGUAGUAAAAAAGUAUGAGUAGUCAUAUAAAGAUAAAUAUCCCCAGAGUAGUCAGUCACACUUCAACACUACACGCUGUCACACUACACGCUGUCACAAUACACGCUGUCACAAUACAGGCUGCCACACUACACGCUGCCACAAUACACGCUGCCACAAUACAGGCUGCCACACUACACGCUGCCACAAUACAGGCUGCCACACUACACGCUGCCACAAUACACACCGUCACAAUACACGCUGUCACAAUACACGCUGUCACAAUACACGCUGUCACAAUACACGCUGUCACACUACACGCUGUCACACUACACGCUGUCACACUACACGCUGUCACACUACACGCUGUCACAAUACACACCGUCACAAUACACGCUGCCACACUACACGCUGUCACACUACACGCUGUCACAAUACACGCUGUCACACUACACGCUGCCACAAUACACACCGUCACAAUACACGCUGUCACAAUACACGCUGUCACAAUACACGCUGUCACAAUACACGCUGCCACACUACACGCUGUCACAAUACACGCUGCCACAAUACAGGCUGCCACAAUACACGCUGUCACAAUACACGCUGUCACACUACACGCUGCCACAAUACACGCUGUCACAAUACACGCUGUCACACUACACGCUGCCACAAUACACGCUGUCACAAUACACGCUGUCACAAUACACGCUGCCACACUACACGCUGCCACACUACACGCUGUCACAAUACACGCUGUCACAAUACAGGCUGCCACACUACACGCUGCCACAAUACACGCUGUCACACUACACGCUGUCACACUACACGCUGUCACAAUACACGCUGUCACACUACACGCUGUCACACUACACGCUGUCACACUACACGCUGUCACACUACACGCUGCCACACUACACGCUGUCACAAUACACGCUGUCACACUACACGCUGUCACAAUACACACCGUCACAAUACACGCUGUCACACUACACGCUGUCACAAUACACGCUGUCACAAUACACGCAGAUUGCAUUCCAUCUUAUCUAUUACAUAUGAAUGACUAAAUGACAGCACUUUAUAAAUACAACUGAAACGAGUCACCAAACUUUCCUUUAACUUUUUUUCCUGUGGGGAUGUUCAUGUGAUUUCCAUAAAGAUGAUUUACAUUACAAUGGAGUCCUUCAGCAUUCACUCCUUUCCAGAGCGACUUACAAUCAAUCGGUCUGUUAAAACUACAGUAGAUAAAUCAACUAGCACGAUCACUGUACAAGAGAAACACCCAGCUGUCUGCAUAAUCAAUACUAGUAAGUGUAAAGGCAAAGAUAAGUAAAUAUCAACAUUACGUGUGUGUUUCAUUCAGAAAGACCCUUUUUAUUACGGUUAUUGUCAGAUUAUCCGUUUUGUCAGUCAUUCGUUGUGUAAUGUAGGCUGAAUACUGAAUAGCCGCGUAGAAUUUACAGUGCAGUUCUGUUAUGAACUUUACUCAUUCCUGAUCACCAGGGUCAUAUUCAUUGGUGCACACAGUACUGAAACGUUUUACAACUGAAACAAGUGUUUUUUUUAUGGGACAAGUUCAGUUAGUCCCUCCCUGUUUCAGCCCUUCAGGUAGUCCCUCCCUGUUUCAGCCCUUCAGGUAGCCCCUCCCUGUUUCAGCCCUUCAGGUAGCCCCUCCCUGUUUCAGCCCUUCAGGUAGCCCCUCCCUGUUUCAGCCCUUCAGGUAGCCCCUCCCUGUUUCAGCCCUUCAGGUAGCCCCUCCCUGUUUCAGCCCUUCAGGUAGCCCCUCCCUGUUUCAGCCCUUCAGGUAGUCCCUCCCUGUUUCAGCCCUUCAGUUAGUCCCUCCCUGUUUCAGCCCUUCAGGUAGUCCCUCCCUGUUUCAGCCCUUCAGGUAGCCCCUCCCUGUUUCAGCCCUUCAGGUAGCCCCUCCCUGUUUCAGCCCUUCAGGUAGUCCUUCCCUGUUUCAGCCCUUCAGGUAGUCCCUCCCUGUUUCAGCCCUUCAGUUAGUCCCUCCCUGUUUCAGCCCUUCAGGUAGUCCCUCCCUGUUUCAGCCCUUCAGGUAGUCCCUCCCUGUUUCAGCCCUUCGGGUAGUCCCUCCCUGUUUCAGCCCUUCGGGUAGCCCCUCCCAGUUUCAGCCCUUCGGGUAGCCCCUCCCUGUCUCAGCCCUUCAGGUAGUCCCUCUCUGUUUCAGCCCUUCAGGUAGCCCCUCCCUGUUUCAUCCCUUCAGGUAGUCCCUCCCUGUUUCAGCCCUUCGGGUAGCCCCUCCCAGUUUCAGCCCUUCGGGUAGCCCCUCCCUGUCUCAGCCCUUCAGGUAGUCCCUCUCUGUUUCAGCCCUUCAGGUAGCCCCUCCCUGUUUCAUCCCUUCAGGUAGUCCCUCUCUGUUUCAGUCCAUUUCUUCUGUUUGGUGCCUGGUGAAUAUGACUCAGGUGAGAUGAGGGGUGGACCUAUGAGGGAUGGAUAGCAGUAUUCAUUCAUCACUAGUUCCUAUACUGUACACUGAGCAGUACUACGUACCACUCCUGGGAUUCCCCUCACAUGUACUGUUUCCAUAUUUAUUGCACUGUUUACGUUUUGAAAUCAUGGAUAUGAAUUACUUCAAUGGGAACCAGUCAUUGUUUUUUGACUGUAUGAGGAACAACUUUGAUACCGUUCAUAUUUUAACUAAAUGUCUUUAUUAAGAAAGUAUUCCACUGAGGAAAAUAUAAAUGUAAAAAUGUGUUGAAAUGUGUUGAAGAGUAAUGAUGAUAACAGGUGAAAGAGCUUUACCUAAUUGAGUGAUCUCUGCUUAGCUUUUCAGAUGAAUCAGAGAGCUGUUUUGUCUUAAUAUUUAAAUAAAUGUUAACUUAACAAUGUAUGAUUUAUUACAGAAAAUAAAGACCGUUGUGAUGUC
This is a messenger RNA of Salvelinus fontinalis (brook trout), 10552 nucleotides long. It is a transcript of the gene nek3, whose product is annotated as NIMA related kinase 3. Lineage: Eukaryota; Metazoa; Chordata; Actinopteri; Salmoniformes; Salmonidae. The coding region runs from base 904 to 2160 and encodes 418 amino acids. Gene Ontology annotation, molecular function: ATP binding; protein kinase activity. Gene Ontology annotation, biological process: protein phosphorylation. The record is from RefSeq and is a predicted model, not a curated record. The transcript has 13 exons.